GGAACCAUCACAACCCAGGAUCAUUUAUGUUAAUGAGAGAAGAGUGAUUAAGCACAUAACGACCCUCUAAGGAGGCACAGCUGUCACAACCAGGAAGUGUCAUCACAUAUGUGAACAUGUGCCAGACUGUUACUCUCCGCUCUCCUGCCGUCCAGGAAUCCAUCAGUCUUUUCAUGGCCUACGUUCACACUAGUGUCAACCAGGCAAGUGAAAAAUACCAGCGCAAUGAGAAGAGGUACAAUUACACCACCCCCAAGAGUUUUCUCCAGCAAAUCACCCUGUACAGGAACCUUCUGGAGAAGAGCCGCGCUCAGCUCCAGCACAAGAUGAACCGGCUUGACAGCGGCCUUCAAAAACUCCAAACCACUGCUGCUCAGGUUGAGGAUCUUCAAGCAAAGCUGGCGUCGCAAGAAGCCGAAUUGACCUUAAAGAACCAGAACAUUGAAGCUCUCCUUGCAAAGAUCGGACUUCAGACUGAGAGGGUUAGAAACAAGAGAGAGGCUGCAGAUGUUGAGGCCCAGAAGGUUUCUGUAAUCCAGGCAGAAGUAUCAGUCAAACAGAAGGACUGUGAAAACGACCUCGCCAAAGCAGAGCCAUCGCUGACGGCAGCCACGGCAGCACUGGACACCCUCAACAAGAUGAAUCUCACCGAGCUGAAGGCCUUUCCAAACCCUUCAGUGGCAGUGAUCAAUGUGGCAGCAGCUGUGAUGGUUCUGCUGGCCCCCCGCGGCCGAGUGCCUAAGGAUCGGAGCUGGAAGGCGGCGCGGGCCUUCAUGGGCAAGGUGGAUGAUUUCCUGCAGGCCCUGGUGUCAUACGACAAGGAGCACAUCCCUGAGUCCUGUUUGACUGUGGUGAAAAAAGAGUAUCUGAGAAAACCUGAAUUUAACCCUGAUCUAGUUCGGACCAAAUCUACAGCUGCAGCUGGUCUCUGUGCCUGGACUAUUAACAUUGUCAAAUACUAUGAGAUUUAUUGCGAGGUCAUUCCAAAGAGACAUGCAUUAUCACAGGCUAAUGCAGAGCUAGAAACAGCAACAGCCAAACUGUUGUCAGUUCAAAAGAAACUGGCGGAUCUUGAUGCCAACGUCCAGAGCCUAACGGCACAGUUUGAAAGGGCUACUGCUGAGAAAAUCAGUUGUCAGGAGGAGGUGGCGCGCACCAACCAGACCAUAGAGCUCGCCAAUCGACUGGUCAAGGGCUUAGAGUCAGAGAAGGAGCGAUGGUCCCAAGCAACUGUUCAGUAUGAAAAGCAACAGAAAACCCUGUGUGGUGACGUCCUCCUCACGUCAGCAUUCGUGUCUUACAUGGGAUAUUUCACCAGGCAGUAUCGUGUGGAGCUUCUGAACAAUUCAUGGAUCCCCUUCCUUCAGUCUCAAAAGGUCUCCGUACCCCUGACAGACGGCCUGGAUCCCAUCCUCAUGCUUACAGAUGAUGCCACCGUGGCUGCCUGGCAUAACCAGGGCCUGCCAAAUGAUCGGAUGUCCACCGAGAACGCUGCCAUCCUGACCACCAGUGAGCGUUGGCCACUCAUCAUUGACCCACAGCAGCAGGGCAUCAAGUGGAUCAGAAAGCGGCUAGGGUCAGAGCUGAGGGUGGUGCAGCUGGGACAGAAGGGAUAUCUAGAUGUGAUAGAACGAGCCCUGACUUGUGGUGAAACGGUUCUGAUAGAGAAUCUGCCAGAAAAGGUAGAUCCCCUCCUGGAGCCGCUGCUGGGCAGAAACACAAUCAACAGAGGAAGGUACAUUCAAAUUGGGGGGAAGUUAUGUGAAUACAACAGUAACUUCCAGCUCAUACUUCACACCAAGUUGGCCAAUCCCCAUUUCCCACCUGAGCUCCAGGCCCAGACCACCCUCAUUAACUUCACAGUGACCCCUGUGGGGCUGGAGGAACAGCUGCUGGGACAGGUGGUGUCCCGAGAAAGGCCCGACCUGGAGGCCCUAAAGAUGGAGCUGACCACCCAACAGAACCACUUCAAGAUUGAGCUGAAGAGGUUGGAGGACGACCUGUUGAGUCGCCUCUCUGCGGCCUGUGGUAAUUUCCUCGGCGAUAUUUCUCUCGUGGAGCAACUUGAGAACACCAAGACCACAGCCGCUCACAUUCAGUACAAGGUGGUGGAGGCCAGAGAGAACGAGACAAAGAUCAACGAGGCUCGAGAACUCUACCGCCCCGCAGCUGAGAGAGCGUCACUCCUCUUCUUCAUCAUCAGUGACCUCAGCAAGAUUAACCCCAUGUACCAGUAUUCUCUCAAGACCUUUAACUCGGUGUUUAACAAAGCGAUGGAGCGUGCAGAAUGGGACGAGGAUGUGAGGACCAGAGUGCACACCCUCGCAGAGGCCAUCACCUAUUAUGUAUUCCUGUACACCUGCCAGGGCCUGUUUGAGAGAGACAAGUUAACCUUCUUGUCACACACCGCCUUCCAGAUUCUACUAAAACAGGACCUGAUUGACGCUGAGGAAUUUGACUUCCUUCUCCGUUUUCCUGUGGAAGCGAGCAAACACAGUCCUGUGUCCUUCCUCUCUCCAUAUAGCUGGGGAGCCAUUAAGACAAUAUCUACAAUGGAGAACUUCAGUGGACUGGACAGAGACAUGGAGAGUUCACCGAAGCGCUGGAGGAAGGUUGUGGAAUCCAGUUGUCCUGAAAAGGAAAGACUUCCCCAGGACUGGAAGAACAAGAGCUCCCUGCAGAAGCUCAUUAUCCUGCGAGCGCUUCGCCCCGACAGGAUGACCUAUUCUCUGAGGAACUUUGUGGAGGAGAACAUGGGAACAAAGUACGUGGAUGCUGCCAGGCUGGAAUUUGAAAAGUUGUUUGAGGAAAGUGGCCCUUCCACCCCCGUGUUCUUCAUCCUCUCACCUGGAGUGGAUCCACUCAAAGACGUAGAGAAACUAGGUCUGAAGUUGGGGUUUUCCAUCGACCAGGGCACUUUGCACAAUGUGUCUCUGGGACAGGGGCAGGAAGAGGUGGCCGAGAGGGCUCUGAGGAACGCUUCUGAACUGGGCCACUGGGUCAUUCUGCAGAACGUCCACCUCGUGGCUUGCUGGCUGCCCUCUCUAGAUUCUCUUCUGGAGACGGCAGCGGUCGACAGUCACCCCAACUACAGAGUUUUCAUCACCGGGGAACCAGCAUCAAGUCCAGAGAAGCACGUGAUCCCCAGAGGAAUACUGGAGGACGCCAUCAAAAUCACCAAUGAGCCACCCACCGGCAUGAAUGCCAGUCUGCACGCAGCCCUCAACAACUUCAGUCAAGACACUUUGGAUCUGUGUUCCAGGGAACAGGAGUUCAACUCGAUGUUUUUCUCCCUCUGCUUUUUUCACGCUUGUGUCACAGAGCGCCGUAAAUUUGGUUCCCAAGGGUGGAACCAUAACUACCCCAUCAGCACUGGGGACCUCACCAUCUCAGCAAACAUCUUGUACAACUACUUAGAAGCCAACAGCAAAUCCAUGCAGGUGCCGUGGGAGGACUUGUGCUUCCUGUUCGGAGAGAUCAUGUAUGGAGGACACAUCACCGACGACUGGGACAGAAGACUGUGUAAAACCUACCUGCAAGAAUUCAUGCAUCCGAAAAUGUUUGAAGGGGAGCUCUCUCUGUGCCCUGGGUUCCUGGCCCCUCCGUUCAUGGACUACACUGGUUACCACAGUUACAUUGACGAGCAUCUCCCCUCCGAGAAUCCCACUCUGUACGGUCUCCAUCCAAACGCUGAGCUGGACUGCCUGACUGUCACCUCAGACAGCCUCCUCAGGACUCUGCUGGAACUGCAGCCGCAGGACUCCUCCAGAGGAGAGGGGGCGGCUCAGAGCUCAGAGGAGAGGGUCAAGUCCGUCAUCGAGGACAUUCUGGAGAGGCUUCCAGACGAGUACAACAUGGCAGAGAUGCUCACAAAGGCGACAGAGCGAAGCCCCUACGUUUUAGUGUGUCUCCAGGAGUGUGAGAGAAUGAACCUCCUGCUCGCAGAAAUAAGGAAGUCCCUCAUUGAGCUGGAUCUUGGACUGAAGGGAGACCUCACGAUCUCUUCCAGCAUGGAGACUCUGCAGUCGUCCCUGUUCAGCGAUUCGGUCCCAGACUCUUGGGCACGACUGGCUUAUCCCUCUACUAAAACACUUGCUCAAUGGUUCGGUGAUUUGAUGAUCAGCUGUCGGGAGCUGGACACUUGGACUCAGGACUUUGUUUUCCCUGCAGUAGUUUGGCUCCCAGGUCUCUUCAACCCUCAGUCCUUUCUCACAGCUGUGCUGCAGAGCAUCGCACGUAAGAACCAGUGGCCUCUGGAUAAGAUGACUCUGACUGUGGAUGUGACAAAAAAGACCAAAGACGACUUUGGACAUCCGCCGCGGGAGGGAGCCUACAUCCAUGGUCUCUUCAUGGAAGGAGCACGCUGGGACACUCAGGCCGGCAUCAUCUCCGAGGCGGUUCUGAGGGAUCUGAGUCCGGCCAUGCCAGUGCUGUACGUUAGAGCUGUGCCCGCGGAGGAGCAGGAACUCGAAGGUACUUACGAGUGCCCGGUGUACCGCACUAAGCAGCGCGGGUCCACGUAUGUUUGGACGCUGCAGCUCCGAACCAAACAGCCUCCUGCUAAAUGGAUUGUUGCCGGCGUGGCUCUGCUGCUGUCUGUGUGAGACGUAUGAGUGAGUUUUAUACAUAUACUGUAUAUAAAACUGGACGUAGACUCUGGGUAUAGAAAAUGAAGCCAAUGCAGAAUUGCCCGAAACCUAUAUUCACCUGAAUGACCAGCAGAGGGCGACUCCGCUGGUUGUAAAAAGGAGUCAGUUUCUAUCGAAGGCUGCGAAAAUUUGUUAUUAUAAAAAUAGUUAUUUUUACACAGUAUUGAAUUAUGUAUUAGAAAAAUGUUCCUCUUAAUCAUAUUUUGUGAUAAUUACUAAUAUACAAAACUAACUAAACAUUGUUAAUCUUGGUUUAUAUGUAACAUCUGUUUCUGUAGUGUAUGUUUGUGUUUUAGAUUAAAAGAUAAAGUAAAGAGGUCUGUGUUGAACCUGUGCUGAACCUGUGGUGUCUGUUGUGCGACACUGUUGAGCCUCUCCCUUGAGAUGGUUCAGUCUCAGCAUGAUUUGUUGGGAGCUUAUGUCUCCAUUUUAGACCAUGUAAUUCGGGAUAGGGAGCAUAUUUUAUUGGAAGGUCAAGAUUAAAAAAGCUCCCUGGCUGCCCUCUGCUAACUGAAUGAUACACAAUGCCGUCUGGAGGGUUCCCGGACAGAAUUCCCAGGAGAUGAUGUGCAUGGCCGCUAUUGACUUUUAAAUGAGGUGCAUUUGACAUUGACCUUUUGUACGGCAGCGGCAGAAUACUAACAGACUAGUGUAAUUCAUUCAGCCGGGGGCCUGUUGGAGAAAACCUAUUCAAAGACUCUGAUUGCGUUCUAUGAGAAAGCAACACAUUAGAUUACCCAUCCUUUAUCUGUCUGCGGUCUCUGUUAGCAUCUGAUGAACUUAACAAGAACCAAAUAAAACCUCUAAAGACACAGUU
Hippoglossus stenolepis (Pacific halibut) is the source of this 5466-nucleotide messenger RNA. Its product is annotated as dynein axonemal heavy chain 11-like. NCBI's taxonomy places the organism in Eukaryota, Metazoa, Chordata, Actinopteri, Pleuronectiformes, Pleuronectidae. Gene Ontology annotation, molecular function: dynein intermediate chain binding; dynein light intermediate chain binding; minus-end-directed microtubule motor activity. Gene Ontology annotation, biological process: microtubule-based movement. The coding region runs from base 117 to 4604 and encodes 1495 amino acids. The record is from RefSeq and is a predicted model, not a curated record. The transcript is spliced from 28 exons. Gene Ontology annotation, cellular component: dynein complex.